Molecule: messenger RNA, 2305 nt
Organism: Mus musculus (house mouse)
Lineage: Eukaryota; Metazoa; Chordata; Mammalia; Rodentia; Muridae
Gene: Lyrm1
Product: LYR motif containing 1
Exons: 5
Coding region: 1438-1806 (122 amino acids)
Cellular component (GO): nucleoplasm; mitochondrion
Source: RefSeq, a predicted model, not a curated record
CAUUACUAAGAUGAGCAAAUGACAAAAUGAAGGAAGUCUUGUUUCUGAACUUUUCAUUAAUAAGUAAAUGAAUGCAGAGAAUAGCAGCUGCCCCAGAAGCUGAAUGGUGUGGUGAGAAGGCCUCUUCCAGGUUUAAGAGGAAAAGAGAAUGGGAGAAGGAACUGCCUUGUGGGUAACAUUUUAAACAAAAGGCAGACGAGAAAGAAGUCUUGGAGUUGCAGAAAUAGCAAGGUUUUGGCCUUUGUAUUACUUCCCUGAAGUGUAAUGAAUGACCAAACCUUAAUUUACAUUUAAAAAAAUUGCUGCUGGAUAAAAGAAGGUAGUUAAAGGGCUGUUGCUAAGGCCAUGAGAGAUGACAGUGGUGGAAACAUGGAAAUUAAGAGAAUUGAUUCAUAAUGUAUUUGGGAGCUUGAGCAUUCCAGACUGAAUGCUGAACUGGAUACGAAAUGUAUGGGAGAAUGUGAAACCAAAGAUGUUUCUCUAGAGAAAACAGUUUGGGAAGGAAUCUCCUAUGCUCUCUGGAACGUAUGUCCAGAGUCAUUUUACAGCCCAUGAAGAUGUCCAGAAAUGAGACGGACAAGCUGGAAGACAAGUCAUGGUUGGAGAUAAUAAAUGUGGGGUUUAUUCCUAGACCCUGGAAUAGGUAGUAGAUGAGAAAGAGCCCCAAAUUCUUUAGAUCUCACAUUUAGAGACCACCAAGAAGGGUACAAGCCAGUAGGAAGCUCAAUAAGAACACCUCAAAAAUAAGGAGUCCCCCUUAAUAUCGUUAAACAAUAGUAUCCACCCUCACAAUCAGUGAGAGUCACCUUUUGAGGGCCUCAAAUCUCUUCCUGCUCUCCCAGCUGUCAAAGCUUUUGGACUUGGUGUACAAGAAUGUGUGUGCACUCCUGAUUUCCUUGAUAAAUGUUGGUUUACAUGAGCCCAUUGGGAUCUAUUUUGUCAUAUCUUCGUAGGAACACCUUAUACGAUACCAGCCCUGGAAUUCUUGUUUGGUUUGUUGUGUGAUUGUGCAUGUUUUCUUUCUCAUGUGUUAUAGACCGAGCUAGCCUCAAACUCAAGAGAUCCACCUGUCUCUGCCUCCCUGUCUGGAGGGCUGGAAUUAAAAGGUAAAGUACACCUUUACUUCCUAGUGCUCAGUAUUUUAAUGAAAUAUCUCAUGAAUAAUCCUUACAACUCUGAAAACUGUUCUGUGGCUGCAUAUUACCUUUUAAGAACCUGAAUUAGGAGUGAAGCUUCAUGGUACAAACCUGUAAUCCCAGCUGCUCCUGAGGAUCAAAAGUUCAAGGCUCUUCUUGGAUAAUAGAAUCUGUUGAACAGGAGCAAUCAUUUCUAGACUAAUUGAAAAUCUUGAUUCAAAAACUGUACAUCUGCCUAUCUGUCUACUGUCAAACUGCAUUUUUAGUAAAUUUUCUUCCUCUUACUCUGGUGGGUCUAAAGAUGACAGCAGCAACCCGACAAGAAGUCCUCUGCCUCUACCGAAGCAUUUUCAGGCUUGCACGGAAAUGGCAGGCAGCAUCAGGGCAGAUGGAAGACACCAUCGAAGAAAAACAGUACAUACUAAAGGAAGCCAGAACACUGUUCCAGAAAAACAAAAAUCUCACAGACCCAGAGCUGAUUAAACAAUGCAUAGUUGAAUGCACGGCCCGGAUUGAGAUUGGACUGCAUUACCAGAUCCCUUAUCCACGCCCUAUCCAUCUGCCUCCAAUGGGUCUCACCGCACGACGAGGUCGGGGACUUCAAACCCAGGAAAAACUGAGAAAACUUUCCAAACCAGUGUAUCUGAAGUCUCAUGAUGAAGUUUCCUAACAAAGAGGACACUUUACUUUUGAGAAUGGUGAGCCAACUCAGUUUUGAAUGUAAACCAGGCAAUAUAUCCUUCUUGACUAGAAGCAAAACUACUACCUUCAGACCUCCAAAAUUGGUCUUAACCUAUGACAUGUGGCUGCAGGCAUCCCUAAGGUUUUUCAGGGUCUUGCUUGCUGCUUGAACUAUGACAUUGUCCCUAGAGGUCAUGGACUUUACAUCUUCACUGAAGUUGUCCUUGGGAGCUAUCUGCGGCCUACAGAGGAAGGCUGAAGGGAAUUCUUGGGGCUGCCAUCCAGUGUGCAUCGGAUGCAAAGGGAUUAGCUAAUUGCUGCAAGUUCACAUGGCUCCAAAGCUACCCUUCUCCCCAAAACUUGAGGUUUUUCCGCAAGUUAUUUUCAUUUGCUUAAAACUGGUUUCUGUAUAGGCUUUUUUGUGGUCUCCUGAUUCUUGUAAUUUUCAGAUUUACCCACUUAUAAAGGACAGCUUUAGAUUGAUCAUA